AUGGAACCGCCCGACCGAAUAGCUAAUCGUGGUCAAAGAUCAUCCCCGGCUACCAGCACGUAUAUCAACACACACGCAACUGAACGUGCUGCACCAGGCCGCCUCAUAUUUCAGUUUCUACGCUAUUCGAGGUAUCCAGAUACAUGUAUAUUCGUAAUGCACUACUCCGAGUUAAACAAUUACACAUUCGCCUGUUCGGACGUGAAAAUUCAGAUGCGUCCAGCAAGCGUUGGUGAAGUAAUUGAGACACGCUGGUCUCACCUGUCGGAGGUGUGGAGUUCAAACCCUGGCCCGGCCGUUUGA
This is a messenger RNA of Opisthorchis viverrini, 303 nucleotides long. RefSeq lists its product as hypothetical. Bases 1 to 303 code for a protein of 100 amino acids. The transcript is spliced from 3 exons. NCBI's taxonomy places the organism in Eukaryota, Metazoa, Platyhelminthes, Trematoda, Opisthorchiida, Opisthorchiidae. The record is from RefSeq and is a predicted model, not a curated record.